This is a messenger RNA of Argiope bruennichi, 519 nucleotides long. RefSeq names its product speckle-type POZ protein B-like. Gene Ontology annotation, molecular function: ubiquitin protein ligase binding. The transcript has a single exon. The coding region runs from base 1 to 519 and encodes 172 amino acids. The record is from RefSeq and is a predicted model, not a curated record. Lineage: Eukaryota; Metazoa; Arthropoda; Arachnida; Araneae; Araneidae. Gene Ontology annotation, cellular component: cytoplasm. Gene Ontology annotation, biological process: regulation of proteolysis; proteasome-mediated ubiquitin-dependent protein catabolic process.
AUGCCCGCUCACAAAAACAUUCUUUGUGCAAGGUCGCCUGUGUUCGCUGCUAUGUUUUUAAGUCCAAUGAAAGAAAGUGUAACAAAUGAGGUGGAUAUCGUUGACAUCAGCCCUUCUGUUCUUCGAGAUAUGCUAACUUUCAUCUAUACCGGUAAAAGCAGGAACAUGACUGUAUCGUCUGCUGGUGAUCUCUUGUUUGUGGCUGAGAAAUACCAAAUUCAGUAUCUCAAAACUGUGUGCUGCAGUUACAUGAAAAGCAAUAUUUCUGUUGAAAAUGCGAUGAAAAUCUUUAUGCUAGGAGAUAUGUAUGAUCAGGAUCUGAAAGUCUUUGCGUUACAGUUUAUUUGUACAAAAUUCAAUGAAUUUUCGGAUUUGGAACAAUUAGAAGAUUGGAAGCUUCUGCUAAAGGAAAAACAUUCAUUGGCUGUAGAAUUGUUAAUAUCACUAAUCAAAGCUAGAGAUAAAAAGAUAAAAGGAUACAAGAAAAUACAAACAUUAAGUGUGAUGGGGUUAAUUUGA